Fomitopsis serialis is the source of this 2584-nucleotide messenger RNA. RefSeq lists its product as uncharacterized. The coding region runs from base 48 to 2210 and encodes 720 amino acids. Lineage: Eukaryota; Fungi; Basidiomycota; Agaricomycetes; Polyporales; Fomitopsidaceae. Gene Ontology annotation, molecular function: RNA binding. The record is from RefSeq and is a predicted model, not a curated record. The transcript is spliced from 10 exons.
CCAACUUAGCCUCGACCACGACCACGGCGACAUCGGCGACGACCAGAAUGACGAACAAGCACCCCAUGAUACCCGCGUCCGCACCGACAACUCCAGCAGUAACCCGCAAGACAGAUCGACAUGCCCCGGUCACUCCCCAGCGUGUCGCCUACUCGGCCCAGGUCCGUUCGGUAACCUCGCCAUACUCACCAGCGACGAAUCUUUCGACACCCUACACUCCGUUUAGUCUCCGUUCCGUAUCUUCCUCCUCGAAUGGCUCCAACCUCCCAACUCCCGCGUCGGCUGUCGAUCGCCGGCGUCUCAGUCUCUCGUUGUCGCCUGAGGUCAACUUCAACUCGAAAAGUCUCGCAGACAUCGCAGAGAAUUGGAGAACGCGUGCCAAUGAGAAUGGUAUAAGGGUUACCUCUGGUGACGAUACGCAAUACGAAGCUGACGAGUCCAGUCUCGACAUUAGCAUGCCCAUGAUAGACAAAGCCCUUUUGCCUGCACCUUUCCUCUCAUCACAACGUCGCACUCGUGCAUUCUCGCAUGCCCAUGCGCCUCUUUCUCAAAUCACGGACCCUGCACAGCUCUGCACGCCAAGCCGUGCUCUUAGACAACCAACAGUCUUGGACACGCCACCUCCUCAACCUGGUUACGGGCUUCGAGGCAGUGUCACCGAUCCUGCGCGUCUGCGCCGUCGCCCUGCUUUCGAACAGACAGACUUAUUUGAUAUUGAUGAGAACGACUAUGCGCCAUAUCCGCAAGCCUUCGUCCCGGUCGUGGCGAAUCAGUCCUUACCUCUGUCGUUGACACAGCACUUCAACCUUCAGACAGAUUUGUCCGCGAUAUCCGAACCGGUUCAGCUAUACGAACCGUCUUUCUACCCUUCGCAGCCUGAGGAGCCCGAGGAGACGGUUCCCUUCGCAUGCUCUGUCUGUGGUACUUCCGGCGGUUCUCUCGCAGUCUUGGAUCCAUGCACUCAUCCGCUCUGCCCGGCCUGCCUGACUAGUGCCCUGAAUAUCGUGGGCGAAAAGGAUAUGGAAUGUGCGGUGUGCAAGUCUAAGGUGGAUGACUUCCAGCUUCACAAAAGUCCCCCUGCUACCGGAGCUUCGGCGGCUACCGCGGGAAUGAAGCGCGCGAAUGCAUAUAGCCCUUCUGCUGUGUCUCCGCAUGAGACGUCGAUCCUGCAGGGAUUGUAUGAUGCUGGUGGAGCGCAGGGAAAUGGAGGGGUUUGCGACUACGAUGACUUUAUGGACCGUGCACAAGGAUCAUCUACUCCAGUGUCUGGGGCCCGUGGAGAUCGUCGUGGCGCAGAAGACAGUGUGGUACUUCGGAUUGACAACGUACCCUGGGACAUCACGCCCCCGGCCAUUAUUACUUGGUUGAAGCAUCCAGUCCGGCGCGUUCAUGUUCUGCUCGAUCGCAAGGGCAAGACGUUGAGCCAUGCAUACGUUGAGAUGGCCAACCCCGACGCUGCCAAGGCUGCUCUUCGGAGUGCUCAGAACUCGGUCCUCGGCCGCGGCAAGCGUGCCCGUGGUGUCACUGUGACGAAGAGCAGCCAAGAGGAGUUGAUGAAAGCGUUAUUCCCGUCUUGGCAAGGGAACUUCGACGGCUGCCGGCCAUCUUUGUCCGGCUUGGAUAACGAGCGUGUCAUCUCAACGCUCCAACGUGGGUUGAUCUCGGAGGCCGAGCUCAACUCCCUGCAGCACCUCAUUCGCUCCCCCGAUAGCCACUUUUUGAAAGUUCCGUCGCUUCCUUUCCACUCGCUGAUUAGCAUUCUAUCGAAGUUUCCAUCCGACGACGACAGUAGAGUGUUCUGGCCAAGUACGUUGCGCGACAAGUUGUAUGAAAUCACAUACUCUGCUGUGCAGGUUCUUUUCGUUCGCAACGAAGAGAAUCCUUUGUCUGACUGGGCUAGUCUCAUCACCCAAGUGGUACGCGCCUCCAUGGAGUGUCAAGCAUUCACUUCAGAUCAGAUGAGCAACCUCUCGGAUAUACUGGAAGAUGCACUCCCUAAGUCCACCUCUUCGCCACCUGGUGAUCAUUCUCGCUUGGAGUCUCCUAUGGAUCUUCAUAGUGAAGUGCAAGAAGCGUUGAGACCAGCCGAGAACGAGACCCGUGGUAUUCCCAGCCCAGAAAACGGGGCCUAUGGCGAUCUUGCGCAAGAAUUCGGCAUCGAGUCUCACCUGAUUGAAGCCAUAGCUCGACGGCUCUCCGAAAUCCGCUAGCAACGAAUGGGACCGACUCGCUCCUCCGACAUGUGACAUGAUUCCUCCUUCUCCGCACUGCAUGCAUUCACCUCGCCCUCUCCUAUGCACGUUAUACUCGCAUGGCUCGUCAUAAUCACCACCGUCACUCGCUUUCUCAAGUCAUGGAUGACGUUCUCCUCGCCCUUUCCCUCAGAGCUAUGUUGAUCAUACGCCCACGACAUCGUCACGUCUCGCCCUCGCUCUGCCCCGCUCUGCAAACUGUUGUCGACUCUUAUGGUUUUAUGAUCCCGGAUUGGUCUCUUCGCUCGUGUAGCAUCGCGUGUUUUCCGAAGAUGAGCCGGAUAGAAUCGCUGGUAAUCGCCUUGCAAUGAAAAAUCGUUGUAUAUGAUCGU